Messenger RNA from Momordica charantia (bitter melon), 3497 nucleotides. RefSeq names its product protein BLISTER (gene BLI). The record is from RefSeq and is a predicted model, not a curated record. Gene Ontology annotation, biological process: regulation of growth. NCBI's taxonomy places the organism in Eukaryota, Viridiplantae, Streptophyta, Magnoliopsida, Cucurbitales, Cucurbitaceae.
UUCGCUGCUCGGCGGGUAGGGGAAAGAAUUUGACGCCCCACCAAAAAUAAAAAGAAGGGCAAAAUCCGCAAAAUUUUUCUCUGUAAGAAUAAUCUACCCAACGCAGACAUACAAGAACAAAGCUAGCAGAGGAGAUCUGCCAGAUUGCUGUUCAAUUCUUCCCCACAGAUCUCCUCGUGUCCGAUCCGAUCGGAACCCAUCUGCUGUAUAACUUUGGAGUUUUCCCACCAACAUUUCUUCCCCAAUUCAUAUUUGUUUCUUUUAUUUCUACCCAUCAAUUCACUUUCCCUUCUUUCCCGACGUUACCCAUCAAUUUCCGUUUCCUUGUUUCCCUAUUAGUCUCGCUGUGUUUGGAUUAGAUUCAUUGUAUUUGGUCGGCGCUGAUUGGGUUGGUUCAUCUUUGUGGGGUUUGUUUUUAUACCCGGAAGGAUGGUGUUGCCAUGAAGAUAUUGGGUUUGUUUGUGUUUCUCUCCUUGAGCUGGGGAUUGUUGUUUUGAUGGCUUCGGCUCAGGUGUUGCCCAAUUUGAUGGCGUCGACUCGGAAAUUAGAGCAUUUGGAAGCAGGAAAGCGUCGGCUAGAGGAGUUCCGAAAGAAAAAGGCAGCAGAGCGACUUAAAAAGGCUGCACCUCCAAGCCAAAAUCACAUUUCAGAUGGUGGUUCCCAUGAGAAGAAGCCUUUAGAAUCCGAACAUGCUCAACGAAUUACAGAUUCUGAUGGAGCUACAACAACAAAUGGAGCAGGCAGAUCUGCUAUUGAAUCAUCUCCUGCUGUAGUCAAAGAUGACAGACACGCAAAUAGCUUUUCUCAGAAUAUUGAACAAAAUACCUUGAAUGAAAGACAUGCAAUCUAUCCUUUUACAAGAAAUGGUGAUGGAGCCUUCUCAGCCGAUCCAGUGAAGCAACCAUCAAACGAUCAAGAAAUCAAGACAUUUGAUGGUCUGAGGCUCCCUAGACCCACAGAUGUUAAUAGUAGAAACGAGAUAUUAGAAAUAAAUAGGGACUCUGGAGUAAUUGGUGAAUCCCAGGCUAGAAUUUCAUUCGGGAGUGCAUCUGGCAUUAGCCCACAAGAAAGUGAAGAGACUGAUAGCAUUUUUAGUCAAUCUGCCCACCAUGGGGUGGAUGGACUACACUAUAGAAGAGAUAGUCCAGAGAAUUCUACAAUUAAGAGCUCUGGUACUUUGCAUAGCUUUUCUGCAAAUAUUUCUUCACAGAAUACUGUUGGCAAUUUGCAGCAUACAGAUGCUAGUGCUAACAACAUUUUGGCUAGUGGACGUGCUUUCUCGUCAUCUUAUGAUGGCCUCUUUAAUAAUACAACUAGAACAGGAUAUAGUUCCCAUGAAGUUGGGGAAAGUGUGCCCAAAACUUUUGAGUUCUUUGGCAAUCAGACAUCUGAUAUUGGGCCAAGAAAGACUAUUGAUGCGACUGAUUUUACUAGAAUCAAGCUUGCAAAUGUGCAGUCAUCUGAAUCUGCAGGUAUAAAUACUGAUAUCAGAAGCUCCUCCAACUAUGAACCACCAUACACAGCAUCAUCUGAAAAUAGUUUUAGGCGUUCUCGCCCAUCGUUUCUUGAUUCUAUUACUGUACCUAAGGCUCCUUCAGGGAGUUUUCUUGCUGAGCAUGAGAAAGGAUCUAGAAUAUCUGAUGGGUUUAAAGCAAAUGAAAAAGAUGCCCCAGUAUCCUUAUCUUUUCAGAAUCCUAUAAAAUCUGAUGGGUUCAGGACAGAUGAACGUGAUGGCUCAGAGUCAUUUUCUUUUCAGAAGCCAUUAAUGGAUAUGAAAGCGGUGGGAACUUCCUCAGAUUUUGCCUCUCAAAACACUCCAGCGACUUACAGCAAUUCAUUUCCUUCUUCAUUUUCUGCUGUGAAGGGGGUGGACCAGUCAAGUAUAGGGAUAGAGGAUAAUACAAUGGAGAGGAAACAUGAGCUUUAUUUGUCCAAGCAAAAUGAAGAUUUUGCUGCUCUGGAACAGCAUAUUGAAGAUUUGACACAAGAAAAAUUCUCCUUACAAAGAGCUCUGGAGGCUUCAAGGGCUUUAGCAGAGUCCCUAGCUGCUGAAAAUUCAUCUCUUACAGAUAGUUACAAUAAACAGAGAAGCAUUGUCAACCAACUAAAAUCUGACAUGGAGACAUUACAGGAGGAAAUGAAGGCGCAGAUGGUUGAAAUGGAGUCUCUCAAACAUGAGUAUGCCAAUGCACAACUUGAGUGUAAUGCAGCUGAUGAACGUGCCAAGCUGAUAGCUUCUGAAGUAAUUGGUCUAGAAGAGAAGGCCUUAAGACUAAGGUCUAAUGAGUUAAAGCUGACAAGGCAAUUGGAAAACUUAGAAGCUGAAAUCUCUUCAUACAAGAAGAAACUAUCUAGCAUGGAGAAAGAGCGGCAGGAUUUUCAAUCAACUAUUGAUGCUCUACAGGAAGAGAAGAAGUUGUUGCAGUCUAAGCUACGCAAAGCUUCUACGAGCGGAAAGUCUAUUGAUAUUAACAAUAUAACUAAUAGAAAAGACAUGGCGACAUCUACUGAAGAUUUAGAAAAUACAGAUACUACCCCUGGUACUUCUAACCAUGAAGUAAAAGAUGUAGGCUCUCUUAUUGAAGAUGAUACUGCUGGAGCUCCCAUGCUGCUUGAAAAUGCCACUACAGAAGUUUCAUCGGUUAUUAUCCCUCCUGAUCAUAUGAGGAUGAUUCAAAACAUCAAUGCCCUAAUAGCUGAGUUGACUGUAGAGAAAGAGGAGUUAACACAAGCUUUGGCAUCCGAGUUAGCUAGCAGUUCUAAGUUGAAGGAGUUGAACAAAGAGUUGACUCGGAAACUUGAAGCGCAAACCCAAAGAUUAGAGCUUUUGACUGCUCAAAGUAUGGCUGGUGAGGUUAUUCCUGUGAGGCAACCUGACUCUCGCACAGUUCAUGAUGAUGAUAUUGUACUUGCAGAUGAAGGUGAUGAGGUGGUUGAAAGAGUCUUGGGAUGGAUUAUGAAACUCUUUCCCGGUGGCCCGUCGCGCCGAAGGACCAGCAAGCUUCUUUGAGGAAUGUGGUCUGAUUAUCAGUGGAAGGCCAAUGCCUGAAGCUUCCAUUGUUCUCUCCUUCAAGUUUCUAGGUAAUAUAUUGGAGAUCAUAAGUUGUACAUUUCGAGUCGAAUGCGUGGUUCAUUAUUCUUUUUUAUAUAUCAAAGAAGCAGGCUAACCUUGACCCUUUGAGGCCUUUGAUAGCCUUAGGAAAUCCCAAAUUGUUAUUUUGCUCAAGGAAGAUGGAUAGAAAAAGAGAAAAGAAAGUGAAAGCAUCUGGUUUCUACAAUUGCUUCAUCUUUGCCUUUGGCUUCACAAAUUUUGGUGGGAGUGUUGGUUGAUAUUUUUAGACAGGAAAGGAAGUAAUUAGUAUUAACAGGCUUUGAGAUGUAUUUUUGUUUGUUAUUCUGCACUUCAUUACAUUACCUACAUUGUUUCUGUAACCAUCAUGAGAAUCUUGAAGGGAUUGAGUUGGGCCCAUUGAUGAAAUCCUCACAUUAUUUUUCAA